Molecule: messenger RNA, 1392 nt
Organism: Chara braunii
Lineage: Eukaryota; Viridiplantae; Streptophyta; Charophyceae; Charales; Characeae
Source: the annotation of a GenBank genome assembly
CCAGAUCAGUGGCCAGAGUGCAAGGACGGGGGGGACACCGAUUCACAACCCACGAAGUGCUGCUUCGUAGAGCAAAGGAUGAACCGAUUGCGUUGGUGCCGCAGCUCCCCGCGCUUCUCCCUCCUUGUGCUCCUCUCAACCUCCAAGCUAUUCCCCCUUGUCCCGUACUAAAUGCCUCCUUUCUUCUCCUACACCACCCUCCCCCACCAGCUCACGGAGGGCCCUUACCCCAUGCGCGAGUUCUCAGAGUAUUUGGUGGAGCUAACUGACGUGGAGCCGCUGCCCUUCGCCGACGAAGACGCAUGGGAGUUGCACCGUGCGCUAUACAAGUCGGUGGCGCUGGGGAUGUUCCGGUUCUUCGUGGAUCACGAAGACCACGCUAUCGGGGAGCACUUCGUCGUUUACUACGUCAUCGCACGGCCCAAGCUAGCUGAGAAGGAAGGGACGGUGGCGCUGUACCCCUUCGCCCAGCUCCAGACGAUCGAUCUGGGAUUGUUGGAGCUCAUACACCUUGAGCUCCUCUCCAUUGCGCAAGUGAUCACGAGCGAGGAGGAGGAGAUCCAACUACGAUUGCGGACAGCAACGGCCCCGCGGAGGACAUACAACGUGGUCGUCAUCCCGGAUUUCAUUGCGCAUCGGGCGGAGAGGUUGCAGGACUUCCCGGAGGAAAGGCCGUUGUGGCCUCCCUCGUCGUAUCCUCGACCAGCGCCACCAAAGGCCCCUAAGAAGACGCCUAAUAGGAAGAGACGCCACCCAUCGCCAGGAGCGCAAGGCAGCAAGAUCGGCGGCGGCGAGGAGGUGAUUCAGCCUGCGCGCACGCAGAUUCCUGACCCUGUGCCUGGGAGUGCAGCGACGCUCGUUAAGGAGACUAUCGUGCCAUCGCCACCCAUUCCGCAUGUGCCCGAUCUCAAUCUUGAUGGAGCCGGGCCAUCAUCAUCAGCAGCAUCCGGAGGAGGAAGCAGAACGGGAUUUCCGGAUCCCAUAUCCGGACCCCCCGGUAUCUUGGGGUACACGGAGGACGAUGUGGUGUCGUCGGAUUUCAUCGGCGAUGUUAGGUCGAGCAUCUUCGACGCCAAGGCGGGCAUUGCCCUGAGCGGCAACUUCGUGAAACUGGUGUCCUGGUACGACAACGAGUGGGGAUACUCCAACCGCGUGGUGGAGUUGAUUGAGCACAUCUCCAAAGCUUGAUUAAGAGAGUGUGCGUAGGUAGCAGGUAUUUUGGAGUGUACAUGGGAUGCUGGCUUCGAUGGUAUUGGCUUCACCAUCGGCAGUCGCGGACCACGGAGAGUGGCGUAUGCGAUUUGGUUCGGCCGUUUCACUGUUGUGCGUUUUCGUUGCAUUCUAGUUGAGUAGUCUGGGGAUUAUGAGCACCAAUCAAUUACAUUAAGUCGU